AUGUCUCUCGCCGAUUAUCUGGCUAAGAAUUACCUCACUGCCGACUCGGAAAAAAAGUCGAAAAAGCGCAAGCGCAAGAACAAGGAUGGUGGCCUGGUGAUCGACGAUGAUGACAAUUUGGGUUGGAAAAACACUGCGGACGAGGAUGACGAGGAUGCGCCCAUGGUUGUUGGCGGAGGCUCCUUGAAAAAAUCAAAGAAGAAGUCGAAAUCAAAUGGUGCUGCAAUAUGGACCGCAGUCGGCGUCGCCGCACCCUCACACGCACAACAAGUCGCUGCGGACGAAGCUGCGGCCAAUGCGAUCAUCGCAUCAACAGUUGCCGAUCGUGAGAAAGCUGCGGAAGCCGAGGACGAAGCUCCAGAAAUGGUUGACAACGAUGGUGUUCUGCGGAUGGAGUCAGGCGCAAAAGCAGGCCUGCAGACGGCUGCAGAGAUGGAAGCAGAUAUGAAGAAGAAGGAAGAGGAAGAUAAGCGAGAAGCAGCGGAAGCCGCGAAGCAAUUGGGUGGCGCUGCGCAAGAAACCAUCUACCGUGAUGCUAGCGGUCGCAUAAUCAAUGUCGCAAUGAAGCGCGCAGAAGCUAGAAAGAAAGCCGAAGAUGAAGAGCGCAAGGAGCGCGAGAAGCAAAAGGCCGCCCGGGGUGAUGUGCAAAACGCAGAAGCCGAGAAGCGGAAACAAAAGCUACAGGAUGCGAAGACCAUGACCAUCGCACGAUAUGCCGACGAUGCGGAGCUGAACGACGAGCUCAAAGAACGGGGCCAUUGGAAUGAUCCAGCUUCAGGCUUUUUACGCAAGAAGAAGGCGGGACGAAGCAUAACAGGAAAGCCACUGUACCAAGGUGCAUUUCAACCGAAUCGCUAUGGCAUUCGGCCUGGUCACAGGUGGGACGGUGUAGACCGAGGGAAUGGCUUCGAGAGCCAGUGGUUCAACGCACGGAAUCGCAAAGCGAACGUCGAAAAGCUUGAAUACCAGUGGCAGCAGGACGAGUAA
Messenger RNA from Parastagonospora nodorum SN15, 987 nucleotides. RefSeq lists its product as hypothetical. Gene Ontology annotation, cellular component: U2-type spliceosomal complex; RES complex. Gene Ontology annotation, biological process: mRNA splicing, via spliceosome. The transcript is spliced from 2 exons. Gene Ontology annotation, molecular function: RNA binding. Lineage: Eukaryota; Fungi; Ascomycota; Dothideomycetes; Pleosporales; Phaeosphaeriaceae. The record is from RefSeq and is a predicted model, not a curated record. Bases 1 to 987 code for a protein of 328 amino acids.